This is a messenger RNA of Penicillium lagena, 2478 nucleotides long. RefSeq names its product fungal specific transcription factor domain-containing protein. The transcript has 3 exons. NCBI's taxonomy places the organism in Eukaryota, Fungi, Ascomycota, Eurotiomycetes, Eurotiales, Aspergillaceae. Gene Ontology annotation, molecular function: zinc ion binding; DNA binding. The coding region runs from base 1 to 2478 and encodes 825 amino acids. Gene Ontology annotation, biological process: DNA-templated transcription. The record is from RefSeq and is a predicted model, not a curated record.
AUGGAAGCAACAGAUUCAAGUCGUUCGGGUGAUGGUUCUAUGGGGAAGAGCCAGCAGCAUUUCCGGGGGGAUAAUUGCCAGGCAAACCAAGAUGGAUUCUCUUUUCAGAGGCCUGCGAGCUCUUCGCAGCUGCCGGACGGUGAGUAUUUGAAUGACCACUUAGGCUGGGUGGGUAGCUUCGGAGCAGCUGAGCUGCACUCCUCUGUUGCGCAUCUAUACGGCGCUAUGCAGCCUGGAAUGGACCCUUCCAUCGUCAAUUGGAUGUCUCCCGAGAACCAGCAAGUCAUGGAUUGGGAUAGGCAGUUGACAAGCUUUACAGUGCACAUCGGAGAGGCGACUUCCGGCCAUGGCGGAUUCCCCUUCUACUUCAACGAACCGAAUCCUGUGAACAUUACCGGUGACCAAUGGAAUUUGGCUUCCGCCCGGAGUCAAGAACAGAGCGAGCACCUUUUACAGCGUACUUCUCGUGAUGCAAGCGAGAAUAGCUUGAGCGGGCCAUCCGAGUCUUACAUUGCCACAGGUUCAAUGAUCUCCACGUCAACAGAUGGAAACUUAUAUGUCGAUGGUUCCGGCGCGAGAGCACCGUUUGGAGGUCGGUUAAAUAUCCAAUGCUCCCCACUCAGCGUCGAUGCCAACGGUGAGGACGUGACCGAACUUGCUCCGUCUCAUUCAGCUACAGCGGGAAUGGUAUCCAUGUCUGCUUAUCAGGGCUUGAGGGAUCAUCUGGAAGACGAGUCAUGCCUUCAUUCGCAAAGCCUUGAUCUGUCUCAAUUUCCACCUUAUGCUCAUAUACAAGGGUUUGUGCGAUAUUACUUCGAGAGGUUUCAUUUGGUCUUUCCAUUCCUCCGGAUGUCAUCGUUCUCCCAUGACUCAUCCCACCAUUGGGUACUUCUUUUAGCUGUCGCUGCGACUGGUUCGAGGUAUUUGCGCCGAAAUCAAGGAAUACAACCUGGGGAUAUGCUUCUGGGUUUGCUCCGAACGAUACUCUCCCGACGGUUGUUUGGACUCCAGGUGGACAACGAUGAAAGCAUCCCUUUCAUACCGGGUGCUCAUACUGUUGGAUCAACCAUUCCGGAUCUCCCGGUCUUACAGGCCGCGAUACUAAGUGUCAUGUGUACGAUACAUUCUGGGACAAAGUCGAUGGCGGAGCGCGCAUUCGUGGAAAGACACUACCUCGUGGAGGCAUGCAUUGCAUCAGGGCUUCUUUCAGCAACCGCUCCGGCUGAAGCUCUCUCAGAUGGCACAGUGAAUGAUGAUACAUUCCGGAGAUGGUUAUACAGAGAAUCGGAGAUAAGAACAGGGAUGAUGAUAUGGCUGUUAGACUCCAUUAUUGCGUACCAAUUUGGAGUGAAACCAUUGAUGCAUCUUGAGGAUGUUAAUGCACCAUUGCCCAGUCGGGAGGACAUUUGGGAGGCGCCCAGUAUAGCCAAAUCCAUGCCGACGAAGCUGAAUAUGAUGACACUUCCUGAAUCAGUCUUGAUGCUAUAUAUGGAAAAGAAGCUACCGCCAAAUCUCGGCGAGUUCAGUACUGCGCUAUUGAUCAACGCAAUUUACCGCAGAACCAAUGAUGCCAUUAGUCAAGAACGGAGUGCAUUGAAUUCUUGGGUCCCGACAGCCACGAGACAGCGCCGCACAGAUCCAGCGACGAUUAAUGAAAGUUGGCCUCCUAGUAGCCAACUGUCUUCAAAAUGGCGGAACAGUGCCUGUGACUCUCUUGAUGUGCUGCAUUGGUCCGCCAACAGCAAAACAAUGCGCCUCAAUGGAGUAGAGCAUCCAACGAUCUUGCACCUCCACCUGGCAAGGUUGAUCAUCUUGACCCCAACAGUACACAUCCAGGCGUUUGCAACCCACUCUUCAUCGCCUCAGACAGGUCAUGGGUCCGAAAACAAGAUCUACAUCACGGCAAGAAAUCAGGUGCUUCAAUGGGUCGGUCGAGAUCAGUUCAAGGCAAGGCUAUCCGUGAUACACUGCGGAGCCUUGUUUUGGCACGUCCGCCGACAUAGCCUCGAUAGCGUAAUGGAGCCUUUUGCCAUAUACAUCGCCACAUUGGUUCUCUGGGCAUUUUGCGUCUCAUUCCAGUUCGCCGGGCGGAACGCAUACGAGGGGCAUGUGAGCCAACAAGACUCCUCGGAGCAGCCGCUGUAUGAACUUCCGGAACCUCCAUUUAUCCUCCUGGACCGACCGCUUGACGAUGAACUGGUCCAAUUAUUUGUGCGGAUGGGCCACAGGAUGAACGGUUAUAUCACAAGAGUGGGGAACAUCCAGGAUCCGGAAGCGCCGAGGAAGCUUUUGCAAGAAGGUAUUCGACUUCUUAAUAGGGAUCAUGGAUCAGGAUUUCCGCUAGGAGAUGAUCGCCAGUCACACCGCAGUCGCACUGGAGAACCGCUGUGUCACACCUGGGGAAUUGAGGCAUCUUUCAUCGAGGUUCUCAGCCGUCUUGUACGGGCGACUGUGGAGUUGGUUAGCAAUCAAUCAUGA